This is a messenger RNA of Acanthopagrus latus (yellowfin seabream), 1082 nucleotides long. It is a transcript of the gene snrnp25, whose product is annotated as small nuclear ribonucleoprotein 25. Gene Ontology annotation, biological process: mRNA splicing, via spliceosome. The record is from RefSeq and is a predicted model, not a curated record. Gene Ontology annotation, cellular component: U12-type spliceosomal complex. The transcript has 5 exons. Gene Ontology annotation, molecular function: protein binding. NCBI's taxonomy places the organism in Eukaryota, Metazoa, Chordata, Actinopteri, Spariformes, Sparidae. Bases 206 to 763 code for a protein of 185 amino acids.
CCCGGAAUGAAUUGUAUGCUGUACGCAUCGUUUAUUUACGUCUUGCCGCAAAAGUGGCAGCAGUUAAAAUGUUUUUAAACUGUAUUUGUUAGCGUUUCACACACAGUUUUACUCUCCUGAACAUCGCUUAAGUUCCGGUGUAGUUUGAACUUGUCCCGCUGACAAAAAGGAGAUUUUGUUGGUUGAAUGCCUGAAGCGAGUGAAGAUGGAGGAGCAAAGUGUGGAUACUGUUGAAGGAGGAGGAGGAGGAGGACAGUGUAUCAAGGAAGAAGAGGAGGACAACGAGAACCUGACGGAGAUGGCAGCUCCAGACGCAGAGGAGGAUGAAGAUGAAGAUGAAGAGACUCUUCCUCACUCAGAGAUCCUGGAUAUUUUCGAGGAGGGACUUGCUCGACUUGUGCAGGACCCUUUACUCUGUGAUCUGCCAAUCCAGGUAACUUUGGAGGAGGUAAAUUCUCAGAUUGCUUUGGAGUACGGCCAGGCGAUGACUGUGAAGGUUUUAAAGGCAGAUGGUGAAAUAAUGCCCAUAGUGGUGGUGCAAAAUGCCACAGUCCUCGACCUGAAGAAGGCCAUUUGCAGAUUCAUGGAGCUGAAACAACAACGUGAAGGCGGAGUGAAACACAUCAGCUGGAGAUACGUUUGGAGAACUUAUCAUUUAGUAUUUCAAGGGGAAAAGCUUGAAGAUGACAAGAUGAGGCUGAAAGACUACGGGAUCAGGAACAGAGAUGAAGUGACGUUCAUGAAGAGACUCAGGAAAAAGUGAAACAUCACAGCAAACAUUUGUCACGUUAGGAAUAAACACCAGUUCUUUCCGUUUGUUCCGAUGCUAAGUGCCCUGGAGACUUGAAUUGACUUAAUUUUCAGUGUUUGGAGGGGCAGCCUUGUUAUGAUAUCUGUGCACUUUAUGCACCCAAAAUCCAGAACUUGACUUUUCAAACUGAGCUUUUUUCUUGAAUAGUCUACAUGUAAAUAAAUAAUCUGGAGUUCUAGAUGUUAAGCUCCAUCAUUACUACCACUGUGUGGGAGUAAUGAUUUUUUUUGUAUCAUUGUUUGGAAAUAUUAAAAUUGAUUUCUGUUUUUUU